AAAAAUAAGAUUGGUUUCACAUGCAAACUGUCAAGAGUGAAGGGAGCGAGGUGAAGGCAUCGAUACAAACCGUCCUGCCACACCGACUGUCAGUCUUACAUACUAAUGGAGGUCAGGACUGUCAACAGAUAAGUGGAGCUGCAGCUUCCAAGUCGCGGAAGACUCUUGAGAAACCCGAGCCGGUCAUGUGAGAUGUAAAAUUACUGAAUGAAGAAUGAGAAACUUGAGUAACGCCAUCAUCGCAGAGGCCUGACCAUCAUACAUCACAUAACUGUUAGAGCGCCCCUCAUUCAGUCUCGUUCUGCUCCUCUGCCUCACACACCUUCAUCCACCGGCUCUGCUGUCCAGCCCAGGCAGAGUGGACCCACCCCUCUCCCCAGGCCUCGUGCCCUCCCAUCGGCGGCCCGCUCUGGCGGUGUGUUGGUGUACGAUGGCGCGGUGGGACGCUGAGGGCUGCCGCGGGGGACUGUGAUGUCAGAGCCCAACAGCCCGGGCGAGAGCCGGCGUGGCGCUCCCAGAUUCUUCGUGGGUUGCGAGGACGAUGAGAGCGAGGUCCUGGAAGACAGCAUGAGGACAGACAUGGAGCUGUAUGAGGACGACGAAGACACAGACUCGCCCCCGGAGCGACAGAUCGUGGUGGGGAUCUGCUGCAUGAUGAAGAAGUCAAAGUCCAAGCCAAUGACCCAGAUCCUGGAGAGGCUGUGCAAGUUUGAAUACAUCACUGUGGUCAUCUUCCCUGAGGACGUCAUCCUCAACGAGCCCGUGGACAAAUGGCCUCUGUGCGACUGCCUCAUCUCCUUCCACUCCAAGGGAUUCCCGCUGGACAAAGCGGUGAGCUACGCCAAACUGAGAAACCCUCUGCUCCUCAAUGACCUGAACAUGCAGUACUACAUACAGGACAGGAGGGAGGUGUAUCGCAUCCUGCAGGAGGAGGGGAUCGAUCUACCACGCUAUGCUGUGCUGAACCGUGACCCAGAUAAACCAGAUGAGUGUAACCUGGUGGAAGGAGAGGACCAUGUGGAGGUGAACGGAGAGAUCUUCCAGAAACCUUUUGUUGAGAAGCCUGUCUGCGCCGAGGACCACAACGUCUACAUCUACUACCCCACCUCUGCUGGUGGUGGCAGCCAACGACUCUUCAGAAAGAUCGGGAGCCGGAGCAGUGUGUACUCACCAGAGAGCAGCGUGAGGAAGACGGGCUCUUACAUCUAUGAAGAGUUCAUGCCAACAGACGGGACAGAUGUAAAGGUGUACACUGUGGGGCCGGACUACGCUCAUGCUGAGGCUCGGAAGUCUCCUGCUCUGGACGGGAAGGUGGAGAGAGACAGCGAGGGGAAGGAGGUCCGCUACCCCGUCAUGCUGUCAGCCAUGGAGAAACUGGUGGCCCGUAAGGUCUGCUUAGCGUUCAAGCAAACUGUGUGUGGCUUCGAUCUUCUCCGAGCCAACGGACACUCCUAUGUGUGUGACGUCAACGGUUUCAGUUUUGUGAAGAACUCGAUGAAGUACUAUGACGACUGUGCCAAGAUCCUCGGGAACAUUAUGAUGCGUGAACUGGCUCCACAGUUUCAGAUUCCUUGGUCCAUCCCAACUGAGGCCGAGGACAUCCCCAUUGUUCCCACUACUUCAGGGACCAUGAUGGAGCUACGCUGUGUCAUCGCUGUCAUCCGACAUGGAGACAGAACGCCCAAACAGAAAAUGAAGAUGGAAGUCCGUAACCCCAUGUUCUUUGAUCUAUUUGAAAAAUAUGGAGGAUACAAGACGGGGAAAUUAAAGCUGAAGAAGCCAAAACAACUGCAGGAGGUGCUGGACAUCACACGGCAGUUGUUGGCAGAUCUGGGACAGCACAAUGACUGCGAGAUAGAAGAGAAAAAGUCCAAACUGGAGCAGCUGAAGACUGUCCUGGAAAUGUACGGCCACUUCUCGGGGAUCAACAGAAAAGUGCAACUAACCUACCUGCCCCAUGGGCAGCCCAAAACCUCGAGUGAGGAAGAAGACACACGCAAGGAAGGUCCGUCUCUGCUGCUGGUGCUGAAGUGGGGAGGAGAGCUGACUCCUGCUGGCAGAGUUCAGGCUGAGGAGCUGGGAAGGGCCUUCCGCUGUAUGUACCCUGGAGGUCAAGGAGACUAUGCUGGAUUUCCAGGCUGUGGGUUACUGCGGUUACACAGCACCUACAGACAUGACCUGAAGAUAUAUGCGUCUGAUGAAGGCAGGGUGCAGAUGACAGCCGCAGCUUUCGCAAAGGGUUUGCUGGCUCUGGAGGGCGAGCUGACACCCAUCCUGGUACAGAUGGUGAAGAGCGCCAACAUGAACGGGCUGCUAGACAACGACAGCGACUCACUGAGCAGCUGCCAGCACCGCGUCAAGGCCCGACUCCACGAGAUCCUGCAGAGGGACAGGGACUUCAUCGACGAUGACUAUGAUAAGCUGGCCCCGACCUGUAGUGCCUCUUUGGUGAAUUCAAUGAAGAUCGUCCAGAACCCAGUGGCCACAUGUGACCAAGUCUACGCCCUCAUUCAGAGCCUCACCUCCCAGAUCCGCAAAAGGAUGGAAGACCCCAAAUCAGCUGACCUGCAGCUGUACCACAGCGAGACACUGGAGCUGAUGCUGCAACGCUGGUCCAAACUCGAGAGAGACUUCCGCAUGAAGAAUGGCCGCUAUGACAUCAGUAAAAUACCCGACAUUUAUGACUGUGUGAAGUACGAUGUCAUCCACAACGCCACUCUGGGCCUGGAGGACACGCUGGAGCUGUUCAGACUGUCUCGAGCUUUGGCUGAUGUCGUCAUCCCACAGGAGUAUGGCAUAAAUAAAGUGGAGAAGUUGGACAUAGCAUACGCCUACUGCCUCCCACUGGUAAGAAAGAUCCAGCUGGACCUGCAGAGGACCCACGAGGACGAGUCUGUCAACAAACUGCACCCUCUGUAUUCUCGCGGAGUGAUGUCUCCUGGGCGCCAUGUCAGGACACGGUUAUAUUUCACCAGUGAGAGUCACGUCCACUCCCUGCUCAGCAUUUUCCGCUACGGAGGCCUGCUGGAUGAGGAGAAGGACCAGCAGUGGAAGCGUGCCAUGGAUUACCUCAGUGCUGUCUCUGAACUCAACUACAUGACUCAGAUUGUCAUCAUGCUUUAUGAGGACAACAAUAAGGAGCUCACCUCAGAGGAACGCUUCCACGUGGAGCUUCACUUCAGCCCUGGUGUCAAAGGCGUCGAGGAGGAGGAGAACGCACCGACCGGCUUUGGCUUCAGGCCCGCCUCUGCAGAGGUGGCACGACAGAACGGGCAGAAACAGACCGACCCCGGCAGCCUGGAGGACCUCUCUCGAGACGAGACAGACCGCGCCGUGCCGCUGUCUGAGCCAAUUACCAUUCAGAGGAGGUCCCCGCUCAUACGCAAUCAUAAGACUGGAUCCAUGGAGGUUCUGUCAGAGACAUCAUCCUCCAAAGUGGGCAGUUAUCGCCUCUUCUCGUUAUGCUCGCGUCAAUCCCCUGAGAUGAAACAAAGUGGAUUAGGCUCUCAGUGCGCCGGGCUCUUCAGCACCACUGUCCUAGGUGGGUCCUCUAGCGCCCCUAACCUGCAGGACUACGCACGCGCACAUCGCAAAAAAUUCUCCACCAGCAGUCUAUCCUACAAAGACGAGUUGUUGUCUAUGCCGGCAGUAAAACGAUUUUCUGUGUCGUUUGCAAAGUUUCCGACUAAUGGAACACAAGAUGACACAGUGGCUCCACUUCUCUGGUGCACUGCAGCAGAACCCAUGGAGGAGCACCGUAUGGCCCAGUUGUUGAGGCAUUUCUCCAACGACCCUAACCUGGGCCGCCACCUCUGUCUGGACGGGGCGCUGGCCCACCACCUCCACCAGUGCUCCUACCACCUCCGCCUCUUCCGAAACUGGCUCAUCUCCGGCCAAGGUCCCCUAGAGUACCUUCACGGCUUCGAAGGCUGCUCCAUGGUGCCCUCCAUCUAUCCUCUGGAGACGCUGCACAACUCGCUGUCGCUAAAACAGGUCAACGAGUUCCUCACCAGUGUGUGCGAGAGCGCAGGGGAUCCACACACGAGGACCACCAGAGCUCUGUCCGCCAUGUUCGACGCACACAACCAGCCGUCAGUGGACGCGUACAUCCCUCAGAGAGUCCUCUCUUCCUCCAUCUCUCUCAGAUCUCGUUCUGACAGACCUCCGUGGUACAGCAGCGGUCCUUCCAGCACGGUGUCCAGCGCUGGGCCGUCCUCUCCCACCACAGCUGACACGUCCCCACGCUUCAGCUUCAGUGAGAAGAUCUCGCUCACCCCUCAGAGCAGCGAGGAAACUCACUCCUCUCAAAACAUUGCCACUCAGUCAAUGCUCCCACAAGGUCUCGACCCAACUUGCCCUGCAGGUUCAAACCCCACCGAAGUCCCUCUGACUCCAAAUAACUCACCGGAGGACGACGCUGAGCUCUGCGCUGUGACUGAUCAGCAGCCUGAUGAUCCUGAAUGCACACAGGAAGUGCCAGAGGUGGCUCCUGCAGCCUUGGACGCCUCUGGUGUUGCAAUUUCAGACCCUGGCUUGAGAGCGCCCUGCUCUGCGUUAGCGGAGCUCACUCUGGCUCGGAUGGAGGGUUACUGCCUCCCUGGCUCUCUGCCUGUGCUGCUGGAGCUCAGAGAGAGCAGCAGCGAGGCGGGCUCCAGCUCCCAGACGCCCCAGUCUCCUGAGGGACCUGACGAGUUCUUUGACACUCAGGAGUCGAUGGAGUUGUGGACGGACAGUCCAGAAAGCCUCCCCCAUCCUGAGACGCCCCUCGAGGUCGGAGCCACUCACACAGCAGAGCCGUAGGGGUGGAGCGGUUAGAAACUACUGUUGUUACAUCCGUAACAUUACAAUCGUCAUCGUUGUUGUCAAUCAGCAGAGAGGCAUCGUACUGUGUUACAGUCUCGCUUCUCCUGUAGCUUGAAGACUACUGUGUCUUGAGUCGUAAUGAAUGGGCAGCUGAUCCUCACACUCAGCUCUGUGAUGGAGAAUCACAUGACAAUGCCAUACAUGCUGUUCAUCGCCUUUUCUAAAAGCACACUGGGAGCACACACCAGUGACGCCACUGAGCCUCCUGACAGUCCACUAGUUCAGUUCACCUGUCUGACAAUAAAGCUCCACCUUACAACACGUGACUCCCUGCAUCUUUACAAACUCUCUGUCGCUGUCACUCAUACACUGUUACACAGGCUCUUUCCUUAAAGCUGCAUUAAUCGAUCUUUGGCCACUAGAGGGCAGAAACACCCAGAGGCUCACAGCCCUGACAUGCUGUCACAUUAUUAAGCUGUCAUAGCUGAAUGUGACGUGAAUGAGCAUCAGCAACAAAAUUAUUGAUUGAAUUUUCUCUUGGAAUGUUCUAACUGGCUGCAUGCGAUGCAGCAUUGUGCAUCGUUUCAAGCUUUUUCCAUUUAUUCCUGUUGCUCGCAUUGAAAGCAUGAUUCAUGAAAUUACACUGAGGAGUUAUUUAAACAACACCUCCUCAUUUCACUACAGCAGCCUUGCAGCAGGCUGGAGGGAGAGAUCGCCAGGGAGCUGAAAGUUUCUGGAGAAUGACUAUCGCUGGUAACAACCUACUCACUUCACUACAACCACUACAACUACUUACUAAUACUACUUGCUAUAUUGUGUGUAGUUUCCAGUAAGUAUCACAAUAUAAAAAGUGUUUUUUGUAUUAACAAAAGAAAAAAUAACAUAAAAUAAGGAGUGUAAAUUGGCCAACAGCAGAAAACAAGUGCCAUUUGAAGUACUUCUUGAACAACCAGGCUUCAAUUAGCCUGACAAACCAUAAAGUCAAUGUUCACUUAAAAAAAAUCAGCAAACUUUCUGUUGCUGCUGUUACAUGCGUUAGACGCGGCACUAAAGGACCGUCUCCGCACCAUUCUCCCCCCGCUCGGUUUAAUGUCUGCUUGGAAAGCACAAGCUAACACAACAGCAGCGGCUAAUAUCUGUUACUGAGCCGUUAAACAGUCUAAACAAACUCAUACUUUCACCGUAACGUCUUAAGUCAUGGUAUUAACACACUCCCACAGAAGUCGUCUCCUAGUGUGUCAUGUUAAACAGGGACAGGAGGGCAAGGACACGCUGAGCUAAGUGAUACGCUGCACAUAGCUCUACAAUGAAGUGAGAUUUUACCAAUUUUAAAGUGAAAAAAUAUGUGUUCAGGUGUGGGAGGUUGGGCAGCCAUUAAUCUGUAUGUUGACUUAAUACUGACAUCCAAAUCAAGAACUCGAGCACUCAAGCCCAUCUCUCCUCAGGAUAUGGUGUAAGGUUUCAGCAGUCAUCCGGCAGAUUCAGAACAAAAUCAUCAUCCUGUUGGAGUCGUGUUUUUGUCCACAUGAAGAAUUAAUGUCCAGUAUUCUCUCUGCGUUUAGCCGUGGUUUGUUCUCCAUCAGCUCCUCAGAAAAAUGUCUGUCUCUUUAACUGCUAAAUGUCCGUCCGGCUGGUCUCUAACUGUGUCUGUCUGCCAUUUUGUGCUGGGUACGCAGCGUACAGUGGUGCAGUGGGUUUGUGGAGUUGAUGAGAGCGUCGUGUCUGAACCAUCUGGGAAAUUAAAAGUGAACUAAAAGAGGCCAAAGUUAAAAAGGGCUGUCCCGUUUGAUGUGAGUGAUGUGGCCAUAAAGAUAUUGAUUAAUGGAGCUUUACAUGGUGUAAAAUCUGUCUUGCAUCUUCCUUAUCCUCAGCCUUUUUCCUCAGACAGCUGCAGCAGUGACGUUUUCACAUUUCAUACCAUCCUGUGACCGUAUCAGGGCAGCGUCGUGUCGUGGCAUUAGGGCAGCCUUGCUUUAUUGUCGCUACAGGUUUUUGUGUUUGUAAGUUACAGGACACAGAGACUUAUAGACUCUCUACUUUAAUGAGAAACACAGGAAAUGACUCGCAGUACAAGACAGAGAAAAUACAAUCUGCAGCUCUGCAGCUCUUCAUCAUACGCCGGCGUUUGCCCUGUGCUGAGCUUCUGUGAUUUCAAAAACAAAAGCUGAAUGUUCAUUACUGACAGUAAACUGUAAUAAGUGUUGAAUCUGCAGGUCGAACUGUGUGUGCACUGCUUACUGCCAAAGUCCUUAAGCCUCACUGAAGAUAUAAUAUAAUCAGUAGGAACUGAUAGAGGAAAAAAUAUUUAUUUUGAAAUUGCAUCUUGAGAGGAAGGUCUGGUAUUUUUGAUAUCCACAUCAGAUAUUUAAUUGUACCAUAACUGUUGUAUUGUUCUCUGUUUUCUGUGAAAUCACCUCAUGAUGUGGGAGAACCUGAAAGCUAAUGUCUCGUUAUAUCACUGAACAAACAGGAGGAGCAUUUAACAUUAAAUGUGCUUUUAUUGUGGUGAGCAGUCAUGUAGCAGGUGUGUACGUGUGUGUGGGUGUGUGAGAGAGUGUGUGUGUGUGUGUGUGUGUGUGUGUGUGUGUGUGUUGGGGGGGUACACACAUGCUUGAGAAGUAAUUCAGGUCGAUGAGUACACUGAUGUGUGUUUACUCAGUGGGAUUUCAUGUUACAUUGUGACGUACUGUAGAGGUGAGAAACACAGCUGACCUGUCGUCCUGUGUGUGUGUGUUUGUGUGUGUGCGUGUGUGUGUGUACAGAAUCACUCUGUUUGUGCAGCAGGUUCUGUUUGCUUCAAGGGUCACUUCACUCAAAUCACUGACAAAUACAAACACUUCCUCACGUACCUCUGCUGAUCCAGCCAUGAAGAUAGUUUGGGUUUUAUUUGUUCAGGCUUUCAGAUUCAAAAAAAAAAUAAUCAGCUGCUGUGUGAUAAACCAGCGUCCCCAUCGCUCUGGAUAAUGCACACCUCACUGUAAACAUUUUGUUUUCUGCUCUGAGAGAGACUUUAACACCAGGCUGACAGUCAGUGCUUUUUUGGCACAUUUUAAAUCUGAAAACCUGAGAAAUUUGAGCAAAAGUAAAAAAUAUUGCUCAAAGUUUUAACACUUCAUUGACGUCGAAACGUUAGUGCGUCAAUACAGAGAAAAUUCAGCAAGUACAAAGGAACCAGAUGAAUAAAUCACGAUCAUACAUGAUGACAUAUGACACAAGUCCCUGACACACCAAGCCCACAGUCAGCCAGCAGUCAGUGUCCGGCCGAUGGUGAGUGUCUGUCGAACUAAUUUUGCAGUGUGUCCUGCACCAUUGGCCCCAAUCGGCAGUAAUCUGCCUUUGUUGGCUGUUUUCUGGCAGAUUGAGCACGUUAAAUCGGCGUCGGAGCCCAUCGGUAAGAGAAAUCACUCCUGAAUUUAGCUCAGAAGAGAAACAGAAGUGAGGAAAGUAAACAACUACCAGAGACCAAAAUGUGUUAUAUUAAGGAAGAUUAUUUUUUGUAGCCACUGAGUUCUUUAGCAGAAAUGGUUCGUAAUUGUCAAUUUUACUGUUCGCUGGCACACAGUGUGUUUGUUCUUUUAACAUCAGGUUAUGUUGUUAAUGUGCUAACUGGCUAACUAGCGUCUUGAAUCCGUCCUAUCGAUCUUCCAGUUUCCAUUUUUUAAUGAUAAAUACAGACUACUGCUGCCUGCUGGUGUGGAGAGUUAUUUCCUCUCGUGGGUGUAGAACAUGUGCUGAUUUGCUGUUGUCUUUGUGGUCUGAUCAUGUGCAACUUUGUGGCGGAGACACAGGUGACGUGGUGAUGCAACAGUCAGGUUUGGUGUGUCUGGCCCUUUAAAUGUCCACUAAGGAAACUAAAUAUGACAACAGACGAACACAUGAUCAGCAAAACAAACAUCAGCGUGCUACGAACUACUAGAGUGACAGAAACCAUGUUUGGGAAAAAUUUACUUGACGUGUACUUUGAUGGUAUUUGCUAACAUGGAGGGGGUGGAGUUAAUGACCUAAACUGCAGCCAGCCACCAUCAUACAGUCAUUUCAGGGUGUUUGUGAUGCUCAGAAACAUUUCAGUGUUCUAGAGUCAUGCCUGUUCACUUCUGGUGCAUCUGAAUCAAGGCAGAAAUAUCAAGAGACAGAACCAGGACAGAUAAAACCAAAACUAUCUCCAGAGCCAAAAUAUUUUUGUAAUUUGAGUGAACUGACCCUUUAAACCUGCUCAGAAAUCCACCUUUUAAUCUCUGAGGAUGACUCGUCUGAUGGAGCGAUCAGUAAUCCAAUAAAGACGUCUCUGCUUUGUGAAGUGAAAUCACAUUUCAUGUCUGAUGUUUCGCCCUGUUGGAUCAUAAGCUUUGGUUUGGAUGCACCGUGUGUGUUCUUGACUGUACGGAGCUCGACGACUCCACAAACGCUUCCUGUCUGUUGCUCUGGGAAAAAUCUGUGUGACGUUUAAUAAUCUGGUUUUAGAAAAAUGGUUAUGUGAAACAUCACAAUAAUCUGUAAUAUUUCCAGCGAUGUUACGAAAUACAGCUAUUGGAAUGUAAAA
Epinephelus moara (kelp grouper) is the source of this 9343-nucleotide messenger RNA. RefSeq names its product diphosphoinositol pentakisphosphate kinase 1a (gene ppip5k1a). Lineage: Eukaryota; Metazoa; Chordata; Actinopteri; Perciformes; Serranidae. Bases 472 to 4800 code for a protein of 1442 amino acids. Gene Ontology annotation, molecular function: inositol hexakisphosphate kinase activity; 5-diphosphoinositol pentakisphosphate 1-kinase activity; diphosphoinositol pentakisphosphate kinase activity. Gene Ontology annotation, biological process: inositol metabolic process; inositol phosphate biosynthetic process. The record is from RefSeq and is a predicted model, not a curated record. The transcript has 32 exons. Gene Ontology annotation, cellular component: cytosol.